Messenger RNA from Oryza brachyantha (malo sina), 1277 nucleotides. Its product is annotated as chaperone protein DnaJ-like. The coding region runs from base 211 to 1020 and encodes 269 amino acids. The transcript is spliced from 6 exons. Lineage: Eukaryota; Viridiplantae; Streptophyta; Magnoliopsida; Poales; Poaceae. The record is from RefSeq and is a predicted model, not a curated record.
GCUUCCUGGACUGCGUGGAGACGAGCGGCCUGAGGCAGAAGGGAAGGGAAGGAAGGAGAAGGGGACGAGGCGCCAUCUGCUUGCUCCCUUCCCCUCUCUCUCGCUUUCCUCUCCUCCGGUCCUCGGCCUCGCCGGCCGGCGCCCGCCUGUGCUGCUCGUGGUUGAGGAAGCGUGCGGGGCUUUGUCGGGUUUUCGGCCGGACAGGAGUACAUGGCCACCGGGGGAGGGAAGUGCGGGGACGCGGUCGGCGAGGGCGGCGGCAGCGACCUGUACUCCGUCCUCGGGCUCAAGAAGGAGUGCUCCGACGCCGACCUCAAGCUCGCGUACCGGAAGCUCGCCAUGAGAUGGCAUCCGGACAAAUGCUCGUCCUCCAGCAGCGCGGAGCACAUGGAGGAAGCCAAGGAGAAGUUCCAAGAGAUCCAGGGCGCCUAUUCCGUCCUCUCAGAUUCCAACAAGCGGUUCCUCUACGACGUGGGGGUGUAUGACGAUGAUGACAAUGACGACAGCCUGCAGGGGAUGGGGGACUUCAUUGGUGAGAUGGCCCAGAUGAUGAGCCAGACACGGCCGACGAGGCAGGAGAGCUUUGAAGAACUGCAGCAGCUAUUCGUAGACAUGUUCCAAGCUGAUCUUGAUUCUGGAUUCUGCAAUGGACACUCCAAGGGCUACCGGACCCAGGCUCAAAGCCAGACUCGAACACCCUCAACCUCCCCUUCGACGUCACCGUCUCCACCACCUCCAGUAUCUACUGAGGCAAAAUCACCAUCAUGUAAUGGCAUUAAUAAGCGUGAUUCAUCAGCAAUGGACUCUGGGAAGCCUCCAAGAGCAAGCGAAGUCGGUGUUGGUCAGAGUCAGUCUGGGUUUUGUUUUGGGAGGAGUGAUGCUAAACCAGGGGCGGGAACGCGAGGCGGGAACACGGCCAGCAGCAGGAGGAGGAACGGCCGGAAGCAGAAGGUGUCGUCGAAGCACGACGUCUCGUCGGAAGACAAGAUGCCGGGUUCGCAGCGGCAUGCCGCGGCCUGACCUCUUUUUUUUUUUGGCUCGUGGUAUGGCUGAUCCUUGAUGUGCCGGAGCACCGCGUUGCUGCUGCCGGGCGCUGCUCCGUGGCGCCGAGCUGGCCGUGGGUCAGCGAGCGAGCGAGUGACCGAGCGUGUCAAAACUCGUCGAUGCUGCUACUGCAUUCUUUCCAUUCGUGUCGCGGCUGUGUAGCCUGUGUUGUAACACUUGUACCUCCAGACAUUGGGUUUGCAAUUAAUAUUCCUCGGGAAGGUAUUUUCGUU